AUGGAUAGGAAGAACACAGAAGCUACAGCUGACUGGAUUGCUAAGAAACUAGUACCAGUCAUGAGAAUUCACCCUAACAUGUCCACCAAAGGGGUAGAAGCAGAGAUGAUUAAAUAUGGUGUGCAUCCAAGCAAAUGGCAGAUGUAUAGAGCACUAACUAAAGCAAGAAAUGAGAUUGAAGGUCCCUUUGGUGGUGUGCUUCUCACAGCAGUCACUUUAGAUGCUAACAAUAGCAUUUUUCCUAUUGCAUUUGUUGUGGCUGAAGUUGAAAAUAAAGAAACCUGGAGUUGGUUUUUUCAUUCCUUUGAGGAGUUUUUUGGGCCAUUUAGAGAAAAUGGUCCUCUAACCUUCAUGAGUGACAGGCAAAAGGGCUUGAAUAUAACUUAUGAUGAGAUAGUGCCUGUUGCUAGUGAAAGGCAUUGUUGUAGGCAUAUCUGCAGCAAUUUUAAAGCUCAAUUUCCUGGUAUUCUGCUUAGUAACUUGUUCUGGAGAGCAGUAAAAAGCUUUGAUGUUGCAGGACAUAAUGAAGCCAUGGCCAGCAUAAAGGAGUUAAACAUAGAAUUAAAAGUUGUGAUUGUGGAGCACUUCAAAUUUCAAGACUUCCUUGUACAAAAGCUGGAAUCCUACUGUGAGCAUUGGUUCUCAAGAGACAUGUACUUAAAGACAUAUGCAAGUAUGAUUCAUCUAAUUCCUGAUGAAAAAAUGUGGCCACCUAGGCCACAUGUUACCCCUGCAACAAUCUUGCCUCCUCCAUUGAGGAGAGCUCCAGGUAGACCAAAGGUGAAAAGGAGAAGGGAACAUGAUGAAGGACAGUCUGCAUCACAACCAAAAAGAUGGAGCAGGUUCAAGUGUGGAAAUUGUGGCUCUUUUGGUCACAACAAGAAGUCAUGCCAAGGAGCACCUGUCCAGAAUAAGAAGAAUGGCAAUAGAACUUCUGGCCAACAGGAUCAUGCCUCUGGCGAUGUUCCAGUUGUACACUCAAGCCAAGGAAGCAAUCCUUCUCCUUCAAGCCAACCUGUAACUGUGAAUAUGCAUGUGCAGAUUCAGAGCACAACAACCACUUCAAAGAAAAAGAGAGGAAGGUCUUUAAGCAAUACUGGAGCAUCUGCUAGAGGGAGCAGCAAGAGAAACAACUCAAAUACUAUUCAGAUCACCUAA
Molecule: messenger RNA, 1158 nt
Organism: Coffea arabica (coffee)
Lineage: Eukaryota; Viridiplantae; Streptophyta; Magnoliopsida; Gentianales; Rubiaceae
Source: RefSeq, a predicted model, not a curated record